Messenger RNA from Schistosoma bovis, 2903 nucleotides. The record is from the annotation of a GenBank genome assembly. Lineage: Eukaryota; Metazoa; Platyhelminthes; Trematoda; Strigeidida; Schistosomatidae.
GAAAACUGAAUUUCUUACUAAAAUUCUUAGCAACCCAACAUUUGACCAUUUAAUUGAGAGCCCGUCUGUCCAAACUUUUUCUGAACGGCGCACACGUGAAUUAAAGAAUGACGUUAUCGACUAUUUCGGAUGAAGCAGAAGCAUUAAAAGAAGAAGCUAACAAAUUUUUCAAAGGUAAUGCAUAGACAGACCUCACACUUACAAAUAUGGACACGUGUUUAACGGUAUUUUUCGACUAAUAGAUGGGGACUAUGAAAAAGCCAUUGAUGCAUACACGAAGGCGAUAGAAAUUCGGGAGACUGCUGUUUAUUUGGCCAACAGGAGCCUCGCUUAUCUUCGUACAGAGUGUUUUGGCUAUGCCUUGGAUGAUGCUUCUAAAGCUAUAUCUUUGGAUAGUUCUUAUGUGAAGGGUUAUUAUCGCAGGGCAUCUGCACAUAUGGCAUUAGGUCAGUAUAAGGAGGCAUUAGCAGACUACGAAACUCCGAUAACUCCUGUAGUUGGUUCCUAUAAAGGUAGUAUAAAUUGGUUGGAUAAAAUGACGUAGAUUCACCCUCAUACCAAGGUGUUGCAAGUGGAGAAUUUUCUGUCCACAGUGGUAUUUCUUUUGUUUGGAUUUUCAAGAUAUGUGAUCACGUGGAUCUCGUAUGGAUAUCUUAUAACAUGGAAUAAACUGCUGCGCUGCACACUGAUAAAGUAUUUUGUCACUAAUUAUUUCCAUGUUGAAUAUAAAUUUAAUGCCAUAAUUUAUAAACUAUUACCGUAGUCUGAUUUGCAAUAUAUUUUAUGUCUGUUUAAAUAGCAUAGGGAUAUACCAUUACGUACAUCAUUUACAUCGUGACUUAUGAAACUUAUUUUGUAAGGACAUAAUCGUACUUUUGCUGUAACUGUUUGUGACAAGCUACUUUUAAAGCAAUUUAACCUCAGUAAAAUAGCGAUUUACUUAAUUCAACUGAUUCUAACUAUAAAGUUUCAAUUUCCACCUGGUCUAGUUUUGAAAACCAAUAACAUCUGGUGUUUAUAUGUCGAGUUAUUAAAAAUGUCCGCUUUACUGUUAUCUGCUAAUAUGAGGUUUCAUCUCAACUAGGUUAUUCGAGUUGCACCUAGUGACAAAAUGGCUCGUGAGAAGUUGACUGAAUGCCGGAAAAUAAUUCGUCGCAAAGCAUUUGAAAAAGCCAUUGCAGUAGAAGAUCAGCCAUCCCCAUUAGAAUCUUUUGAUCUGUCAACAAUUACCGUAGAAUCUAGUUACGAUGGUCCGCACUUAGAACAAGAUAGCAAUGGAAAAUACUUUGUCACUGAGUCGUUUAUGUUGGCUUUAAUGGAGCACUACAAAUCUCAGAAAGUAUUACACAAGAAAUAUGCCAUUAUAAUAAUGAAAGAUAUUUUCUUAUUUCUUCGCGGUUUACCAAGUUUGGUAGACAUUAAAGUCCCAGAACAGUCUAAGUUUACUGUUUGUGGGGAUAUACACGGUCAGUUCUACGAUCUUAUGAACAUAUUCAAAAUUAACGGGCUUCCGAGCAAAGAUAAUCCUUACUUGUUCAAUGGUGACUUUGUUGAUCGGGGAUCGUUUUCCGUGGAGUGUAUUUUCACCUUGUUCGGGUUUAAGCUUCUCUAUCCAGACAAGUUUUAUCUUUCCAGAGGUAACCAUGAAUCCGAACACAUGAACAGACUUUAUGGCUUUGAAGGUGAGGUAAAGUCAAAAUAUUCUUCUGAAGUGGCCAAUAUGUUCACGGAUAUAUUCAACUGGUUACCUCUAUGCCAUCUGAUUAACGAAAGAAUUCUGGUUAUGCAUGGUGGAUUGUUCGAACGCGAUAAUGUUACAUUAGAUGAAAUAAAAAAGGUGUCUCGAAAUCGUCAACCUGACGAAGGCACUAUAAUGUGUGAAUUACUAUGGUCUGACCCAAUGGAGGCUGAAGGUCGAGCCCAUUCUAAACGUGGAGUCGGUUGUCAAUUUGGUCCUGAUGUCACUGAAAAGUUCUGUAAGCAAAAUGGUCUAGACUAUAUUAUUAGAAGUCAUGAAGUGAAAGAUGAAGGUUACGAAGUUGCUCACAACGGUCGCUGUAUUACUGUUUUCUCAGCUCCUAAUUACUGUGACACAAUGCAUAAUCGAGGAGCUUUUAUUACAUUGAUAGGUAGUAAUAAACCCGGUGAAAUGUCUCCAAUGUUUACCAGCUUUACAGCAGUAGCUCAUCCAGAUGUGCGCCCAAUGGCUUACGUAAAUCCAUUACUUUCCAUGUUUAUGUGAUUUGUACAUUGCUUUUUCUUAUUUUGUGCCUUAAAAUGGUUACUGAACAUUGAUAGAUGCAUAUUUAAAUAAACACACAUAUAUACAGUUAACUUGAUCAAUGUAUCAACUGUUCAUUGUACACAUUAUAUUGUCAAAAUUCUCACGUAACAUUUUCUUACUCAUUUUUGAUGGGCUUAGUUUUGAGUCAAGGAUUCUCAUGUCUGCAUUUUUAAUUCCAUUGUAAUAAAGUUACUUUGGGAAAAUGUAAAAAAAUUAAUCACAUUCGUAUUACUAUUAAUAUGAUUAUUUGUUAUUGCUACUACUACUAACACUGAUACCAUUGUUUGAAUUUGUGACGGCUAUUUUUCCAUUUAGUCAGACUACCAGUUCUCAUUCAUUUUAGGGUUAAUUUUGCAAGUAUAUUAGAAGAAAUCAUUAAGCUUCAUUUAUUUUAUCGUCUUACUGUAUCGUGUUUGAAUAAAAAUUGUGGGAAAUUAUUACUAUUAAAUCUAUAUAUAUCUAGCAUUGUUCCAGUCUAAUUUUUUUCGACCUAAUCGUCUUGAAUAAAUUAAAAUGAGGAGUUUAGAAGAUAAUUAAUUUUCGUAUUACCUUGCUUAGUAAUGAGGAUAUUUUGUACAUUGAAGCAUUUUAAUCUGAAAAUAAUAGUGUUCACAUCGUA